AUGUACAAAAUCGAAAAUUUAGCCGAUCUGCUCAAAGGUCGCCUAGACGAAGACCUUGAAUUCGUUAGCUACAGUGCCAAGAGUUUAACAGGGCCGGGAGAAAAUUAUGGAAGUGUGAUGUUAAGUGUUGAAAUCAAGUGCAAGAAUAAGAAAUUUGAUAAAGAGGAGAUUAUAUAUGCAGUUGCAAAAACUCCACCACAAAACGAAUUCAUGCAGCAAAUUUUUCAAACGAAAGUAACAUUUAAGGCUGAAAUCGAGUUCUAUAAAACGAUAUUCCCUUUGAUGCAAGAAUUGCAAAAGAAACAUGGAAUGAAACCGCUGGAAUAUCAUGCUAAAUUGUUAGGUGAAAGAUUAAACCUACAAAACACUGAUGUAGUAGAUUCAAAUGCUGUUUUAUUGCUUGAAAAUAUUGCAGUGAAAGGGUUUAAAUGCGCCGAUAGAAUAAAAGGUUUUAAUUUUGAAACCAUAAAGCUAAUUUUGCAAGAUUUAGCAAACUUCCAUGCCACCGGUAUCGCUUUAAAGUUGCAGUGCCCCGAUGACUUCAAUAAAAAAGUAAAACCCUUUUUAAACCUGAUGAUUUAUGGAGAAACCGCUGGAGGAGAGAAAGAUACGUUCUUGGAGGACACAAUCAGAAUAUCCAAGGAAGCUAUAAGCGAGAACCAUGAAUUAAAAAAAUAUGUACCUGCUUUUCUCAACAUAAUCGAAAAAAAAUUUGAUCAAACAGCCAAAGAACCAUUCGCCACCAUAGUUCAUCAGGAUCUCUGGGUGAACAACUUAAUGUUAAAAGAAGAAAACGGAAAAUUCAUCGAAAAUAAAUUUGUUGACUUCCAAGUCACUCGUUUCCUAUCUCCAGCCGACGAUGUGCUCUUCAUUCUUCUAACAAGUAUAGAAAAUGAUAUUCUCAUAGAAAAAUUCGAUUAUCUAAUUCAAUUUUACUACGAGCACUUUUUAGCUGCCCUUAAAAAGCUCGACGUGAACACGGAACCUUUCUCAGAAGAAGCCUUUGAACAAGAGAUUAAGAAUGCAUAUCCACGCCAACUACAUCAUACAGUAUGCAUGCUAUAUCCUAUUUUUAUGGACAAAUCCAAAGCGAUGGAUUUGACGGAGUUCGAUCCUGAAACUGCUCCACCAAUGGAAGCGUCCAAUGCACAAAAAAGAAAUAUGACUGAAGUAGAAACAGCUACAAAUGAUUUUUUAUCCUGGGCAACCUCUGAACUUUUAAAACAAGACUUGCAACAAAUUGAGAUGGAAGAGGAUUUUGCUGAAAAUCGUCACAGAACUAAAAAAAAGUUUUUGGACGAGAAAGCCUAUGACGAACAACCUCAAACACUUAAAGAUAAAAUUUGA
Brassicogethes aeneus is the source of this 1347-nucleotide messenger RNA. Lineage: Eukaryota; Metazoa; Arthropoda; Insecta; Coleoptera; Nitidulidae. The record is from the annotation of a GenBank genome assembly.